This is a messenger RNA of Coregonus sp. 'balchen', 6711 nucleotides long. Lineage: Eukaryota; Metazoa; Chordata; Actinopteri; Salmoniformes; Salmonidae. The record is from the annotation of a GenBank genome assembly.
UGCCCGUGGCUGGCAGUGACUGUGUCAAUCUACAUACCACCAUGCAGUGCCAUCCUGUUCUUCCUUGUCUUGGCCAACUUCACCAUGGCAACCUUUAUGGAUGCAGGCGUUCUCCCAAUGGGUGAAUAACUACUAUACAAUACACUAGUCUAUUCACUACUAUAAUUUACAGUUGGUGGGCAUGUAAUUGUUCAACUGUAUUGAAUUAUUGUCUACUAGUUAUAACAUACUAGCUAGUGCAUUGGAUUUAUUCUUGAAUAGAUUGAUAAACUAUGCCAGAUUUAUGUUAGUAAUGAUAACAUUCUGUCUGAGAAGGAAUUUGAAGAGAUACAUUGACAUACCCCACGCCCAGUGUUGUGCCAUUGGCCCAUAGUUCAUGUUGAGCUGUGUGUUUGUGUUUCAGCUAAUGAGGACGAGGACAAGGACGAUGACCUCCGCGCUCCUCUCUACAAGAACGUGGACGUGAAGGGUGUCCAGGUCAGGAUGAAGUGGUGUGCCUCCUGUCACUUCUACAGACCUCCACGAUGCUCCCACUGCAGUGUCUGUGACCACUGUGUAGAGGUGAGAGGGAGGGAGGAGGGGGAGAGGGAGGGAGGGAUAGAAAGCGAUAAAGGGAGAGAGGGAGGAAAGGAGGAGUGAGACAGAACAACCAAGGGCUGGUGGAGAGGGGGAGGGAUGGUAGAGAGGGGGAGGAAGGGGAGGGAGGGUGUGUUGUAGUGGUUGAGGGGGAAGGGAGGGGAGGGAUGGUGUGUUGUAGUGGUUGGGGGGGGGGUUGUAGUGGUUGAGGAGGAUGGUGGGUCUGAGUAGGGUCAAUAGUGUGUGUGUGGCUGUAGGGUAAUGUUGGGUAGGGGAGAGAGAAUGAUGAAGGGAUAGAGGGGGAGAGAGAGAGAUCACAUUAAUCAGGUUAAUCCCUUUCCCCCAAUCCUUUAUUGUCCCUGGAGCAGAGAGAGACAUUUUAAAAGGUUUGGGACAAUAUGUGUGUGCAAACUGAGGUAUAUUAAGCCAGCUCAGUGCAUAUUAACAUUUGUAUGAUAGUUGACUUCUGAUUAUAACGUUUUUUCAUUGUCCAGGCAUUAUCAAUACCAUGUGUAUGUGGCUAGCUAGACCACUCCAGAAUACUGUUUGUAGUAUGUAUGCACAAUGUUGGACAGAGUCAUGUAAAGUAGGCUGCUACAAUAUGUUGUCAUAAUUCUCAGAGUGAUUGAAUGUUUUAUCUAAUGUUGUAUCCCAUUGUGUCAUAACCGCAUGCAGGACUUUGACCACCACUGUCCCUGGGUGAACAACUGUAUCGGGAGGCGGAACUACCGCUACUUCUUCCUGUUUCUGCUGUCACUCAUGAUGCACAUGGUGGGCGUGUUCUCCGGUGGCCUGCUCUACAUCCUACACCAUCAGGAGGACCUGUGGAAGCUGCACUGUACUGUCACGUAUCCUUCCUUACACACACUCUGUGUACUGUGUGUGUGUGUGUUCAUACAGUAUGUGCAGUAUGAUCAUGGUUAUUCAUUUCUAAAGCUUCCUAAAGAGAGCUGUUGAGUCUCCUUGACUGCAGCGUCCAGCCUGGUGGUGAUGAGUGUAUCAGGCCUGUUCUUCAUUCCUGUCCUGGGCCUCACAGGGUUCCACCUCUAUCUGGUGUCUAGGGGCAGAACCACCAAUGAACAGGUCAGACAAACCCAGGGCUGUACUUCACUCCAUGUAACUCAUGUUUUUAAAUGACUGGAUAAAAGGUUUCUGCACUACAUAAUGGGGUGAUGCUAGGUUGAGUCCUCACUUUAAUGAUGAAAUUGUUGCUUACUUUUUCACAGGUUACUGGGAAGUUUCAAGGAGGGGUCAACCCUUUCACUCGAGGUUGCUGUGGCAACUUGAAGUAUCUCAUAUGCAGUCCCAUCUCUCCAAAGUAAGAAACAUUUGACGUUUUAUGUAAACAUCAUGUACAGUACAAUAUUGUCAAGGUCGAGGUAAGGAGUAGACCAAGGCGCAGCGUGAUGAACAAACAUGAUUUUAAUUAGUUAAAGCACGAAACAAAACAAGAAACGACUCGUGACGUCCACGGUAUCAAUGACCGAACACGGAGCAAAAACCCACAACCACAAAGGGAAAACAUACAGUUUAAAUAUGGCUCCCAAUCAGAGACAACCAGCCAACAGCUGACACUCGUUGCCUCUGAUUGGGAGUCACUCAGGCAAACAUAGAAUACAACAACCUAGAAUGAACACCAACAUAGAAAUACACACAUAGAAAUGAACACACCCUGGCUCAACAUAAUGAGUCCCAGAGCCAGGGUGUGACAGUACCCCCCCCUAAAGGCGCGGACUGCGACCGCGCCUCAACUAAACAAACCAAGGGAGGGCUGGGCGGGCAUACCUCCUCGGCGGCGGUUCUGGCUCCGGCCUUGACCACCACCCUCCAAUACACCCCCCAUAGUACCCCUGGUCCAGUCUGGCCCCGCCGGCUGGAGCAGGACUGGACUUAACAGGAGCGAUCCUUACCAGGCUGUCGACUCGCACCCCUGGCUUGGUGCGUGGAGGAGGAACGGGCCUUACCAGGCUGACGACGCGCACCCCUGGCUUGAUGCGUGGAGGAGGAACGGGCCUUACCAGGCUGACGACUCGCACCCCUGGCUUGGUGCGUAGAGAAGGAACGGGCCUUACCAGGCUGACUACUUGCACCCCUGGCUUGGUGCGUGGAAGAGGGACGGGCCUUACCAGGCUGACUUCUCGCACCCCUGGCUUAGUGCGAGUGGCAGGAACAGGCCGGACCGGGCUGGCGACGCGCACCGUAGGUUUGGUGCGAGUGGCAGGAACAGGCCGGGUCGGGCUGGCGACGCGCACCGUAGACUUGGUGCGGGUGGCAGGAACAGGCCGGGUCGGGCUGGCGACGCGCACCGUAGACUUGGUGCGGGUGGCAGGAACAGGCCGGACCGGGCUGGCGACGCGCACCGUAGGUUUAGUGCGUGGAGCAGGGACAGGCCGGGCUGGGCUGUCGACGCACACCGUAGGCUUGGUGCGUGGAGCAAGGACAGGCCGGGUCGGGCUGGUGACGCGCACCGUAGACUUGGUGCGGGUGGCAGGAACAGGCCGGACCGGGCUGGCGACGCGCACCGUAGGUUUAGUGCGUGGAGCAGGGACAGGCCGGGCUGGGCUGUCGACGCACACCGUAGGCUUGGUGCGUGGAGCAGGGACAGGCCGGGCUGGGCUGUCGACGCACACCGUAGGCUUGGUGCGUGGAGCAGGGACAGGCCGGACUGGGCUGGCGACGCACACCGUAGGCUUGGUGCGUGGAGCAGGGACAGGCCGGACUGGGCUGGCGACGCACACCGUAGGCUUGGUGCGUGGAGCAGGAACAGGCCGGGCUGGGCUGUCGACGCACACCGUAGGCUUGGUGCGUGGAGCAGGGACAGGCCGGACUGGGCUGGCGACGCACACCGUAGGCUUGGUGCGUGGAGCAGGGACAGGCCGAACCGGGCUGUGGAGACGGAUAGGAGGCCUGGAGUGAAGAGCGGCCACCACCCGUCCUGGCUGAAUGCCUACCCUCACACACUCUGUGUGAGGCAUCCGCACAGGACGUACAGGGCGGUGAACCCCUGGCCUGGUGGCCUUCUGGAUCCGCCCCCUUUUCUCCUCCGUCAGCCCCGUCGUCCAUGCCGUGUGCCCCCCCCUAAAAAUUUUCUGGGGUUGCCUCACGACCGUCCGACGACGACCCUGAUCACGCCGUUGCUCCUCUCUCCGUCGCCUCUCCACUGUCUCACUCCAUGGCCGGCGAUCCAUCCCGGCCAGGAUUUCCCCCCAAGUCCAGGACCCUUUACCGUCCAAUAUCUCCUCCCAUGUCCAGGCUGCCUGCUCCUGGACACGCUGCUCCUCUUUCGCCAGGGCCUUUCCCGGCGCUUCCUCCCAUGUCCACCCCAAGGGCUGCCCCUGGACACGCUGCUUGGUCGUUGCAUGGUGGGUUUUUCUGUCAAGGUCGAGGUAAGGAGUAGACCAAGGCGCAGCGUGAUGAACAAACAUGACUUUAAUUAGUUAAAGCACGAAACAAAACAAGAAACGACUCGUGACGUCCACGGUAUCAAUGACCGAACACGGAGCAAAAACCCACAACCACAAAGGGAAAACAUACAGUUUAAAUAUGGCUCCCAAUCAGAGACAACCAGCCAACAGCUGACACUCGUUGCCUCUGAUUGGGAGUCACUCAGGCAAACAUAGAAUACAACAACCUAGAAUGAACACCAACAUAGAAAUACACACAUAGAAAUGAACACACCCUGGCUCAACAUAAUGAGUCCCAGAGCCAGGGUGUGACAAAUAUAAUGUAAACUGCUCUUAAAUUGGAGCUCAUUAACUCAUCUGUUUGCUUGGACCAUACCAGGUAUACAGCGAGGCCCAUUAAGAAAUCAACAGUUCGCAUCAUGCCUCCUUUCCUGAGACCAGAGACUGACAGACAGAUACCAAUUAUUAAGGUCAGGGAUAACAGCGUCCAGCAUCAUGAUCUCCAAAAUAAAGUAAGUCUGUCUACCCCAAAUACCCUCAGAAGGGAAGAUCCCCUAUUCAGAGACACAUACAACAUCAUUAUUAAACUUCAUCAGCAGAUCAGAUAUAAUGAACUGUAUUUCCUUCUCUUCUGCACUCAGCGCCCGUCCACUGAUGGUAUGGAUGAGCCAGAUAUUAAACGUCUGAACACCCCACCACCGCUGCACCCCAAACCAGACCCCAAAGUGCUGAAGAGCCACCUAGCAGCCCUAGAGGGUAGGGUCACAUUACUAAUCUGACAACCAAGUAUACAGUAUCUGUAUUUAUGCACCUCGUAUUAUAGAUGACAUGAGGAAACUAUCAUGAAGAAACUUACAUUUUUACAUUUUAGUCAUUUAGCAGACGCUCUUAUCCAGAGCGACUUACAGGAGCAAUUAGGGUUAAGUGCCUUGCUCAAGGGCACAUCGACAGAUUUUUCACCUAGUCGGCUCGGGGAUUAGAACCAGCGACCUUUCGGUUACUGGCACAACGCUCUCACCCACUAAGCUACCUGCCGCCCCGUGUGGCCAGUCUGUUAGAGAGCUCUCAAACCACACUUGAAACAGUCCAGAAACCCCACAAACGGUCAUCCACUGCUCUCAUCACUGCAUCCUGGUGGCGACAUUAUUCCAUGAACCAUGAAAGGCUUGUGUUAGAUGUUAAUUCCACAUACAUUACUGUCUCUCUCUGGACUAGUUCAGUCACACUAAACAUUAUGGUCAUUUAUUUCACAUUUCUAUUAAUAUGAAUCCUCCUUCCGCUGUGUUUCAGUUCCAGAGAGUGGUCUUCAUCCCAAACCACUGAUUCCUCCCCCUGGGCAGAUCCUGCAGCAACUCAGACCAGCACUGCAGUCCCCCUCCAAGGCAACACCCCCCUCACCUAUCCAACAGGUCAGUCAUAUCAUUCACAAUAAUGACAUCAUUCAGAUGUGCAUUUCUUGCGCUGUGUUUGGAGCUGUUUCCACAGAUCAUGGUUGUGUUUUGUGGUUUGAGAGCUCUCUAACAGACUGGCCACAUGAUUCUGUGUUCUGUUGAGCCCUGGCAGACUGUUGUGGCUGUGUUGUGUUUUGAGAGCUCUCUGACAGUCUGUUAUAUGUUGUGGUUGUGGUUGUGUCUAGGUGGCUGUGGCACCAGAGCAGCAGGGGGGCAGCAGUAGAGGUCAUGACUUGUCAUCAGAACCCAUCCUGGCCAGAGUGGACCAGCAGCUAGCCUUCCAGUCGGGUCCCAUGUCCAGUCUGCACCAGCUCAACUUUCUCACCCUCAACUCCCGCUCCCUCACCCUCAAACACGCCUAUCGCCACGGCAACAAGCUGCCGGCCUUGCACUCAGAGGGUCUGAUCUCCCACCAGGCGUCUCCGGGCAUGUUCCCCCCUCACAACCCCCUGUCCAGCCGCAGCAGCCUCUCCUACGACAACCUGGUGAACCCAGGUGACCCCAACUACCUGCCCCAGCGAGGGGGACCCCCACUUCACUACCACCCCCACUCUGAUGGCAGUGUGCUGCAGCGGCCCACUCCACACGUCUACAGCCCCGUGUUCCUGGGGGUCAGCAGACAAUCUCCCCAGCCCAGGGACAACUUACCCAGGGACCCCUCUCUACGGGACCUCACCCCUCAGGCCCUCAUCUCCCGGGACCUCUCCCCACAGACCUUGAUCCAUCGGGAGGCCUCUCCGGUCCACUAUGAUAACCUCUCCAAGUCCAUCAUGGCCUCCAUCCAGGAGCGGCGGGAGAUGGAGGCGAAGGACAGGAUGCUGCGGAUGCAGGCCAGGUCCCAGGCCCUGUAUGGCUGCCCAGACAUGGGGGUCUACGAAAUCCCCAGCAGACGCAGCCUCCCUGCAGACAGCAUGCGCCCCCCAGGGUCCCGCGCCCCCACCCCGCCCGCAUACGGCUCCAGGGAGUUCAUGAUGAGCACUGGUAUUUUGGGGUACGGGGGUACGAGGUCGCCCCUCUCCAGCGCCUCAUCGUCCUCUCUGACCCGAGCCCCCAGGACUUCCAGCUCCCCCCUGCAGAGCAGCAGUAGCCUACAGAGUAAGGGUCGUUCCCCCUCCCCAUCUUAUCUCCCUCCAGACAGGCAGGCCCUGCCCCCACCCUCCUCCUCCACCCUGCCCCAAACCCCCUCCUCUUCCUCUGCCCCAUACGUCCCCCCAAAACGCCCCUCACUCAUCUACGCCAUGGAGGGCAAGAACUCAGCACCCCUGGCUGUCUCCAAAUAG